UUAUUGGAGAUAAUGCCACAAUUAAUUUUGCUUCUCGUUUUAGUGAACUAAAUUGCUUAGCCAAUGAAAUGGUUGAAGAGGGGCUAUCUUCUAAUGAUGCAUAUGAAUUAAUGCGUGCAAUGAUGAUGGAUGCUAUUAAUAAGGUGCAACGUUUGAAACUCACCAAUGAUGAAGAAAUUGGACAAGAUGUGGAAGGACAAUAUAUGAAUGCGGAGUGUUCUCAAGAUAUGGUUCAUGAACCAAGUCAAGCAAGAACAAAAGGAAGGCCUAAGGGGAAGAGGUUAAAGCCAUCGAGAGAGAUCCGCAAAUGUCGGCCUAGGAAAUGCAAAUUGUGUGGAAAGAGAGGACAAAAUCAUGAUAGCAGAAAUUGCCCUCUAAAGUUGUCAAGUGAUUCAAUGGAACAAGAUAAUAUUGAUGAAGCCAUUGAUGAUUUAGAAGAUUCCUGUGAGGAAGAUGAAGUUCUCACUAUUGAGUGAAGUUUGAUCAAGGUUGGCAGAGCAAAUCUAUGAAAUUAAACAGGGGCUGGACCGUUAGGUGGAUUACGUACUUAUCAAAAGAGGUCAAAGGCCUUUGCUUACAGAUAGUGAACUAAUAUGUGUAUGCUGAGAUUACAGCUCUGUGUUUUUGCUGGACCGUUAGGUGGAUUACAGCUCUGUGUUUUUGUAUCUUUAAUCAUUUGUAACGUCAUAUGUCGGUUGUUUCAGUGAUUUGUGCUUGGCGUGUCGCUGAGAUUAAACA
Messenger RNA from Asparagus officinalis (garden asparagus), 738 nucleotides. RefSeq lists its product as uncharacterized. The coding region runs from base 69 to 476 and encodes 135 amino acids. Lineage: Eukaryota; Viridiplantae; Streptophyta; Magnoliopsida; Asparagales; Asparagaceae. The transcript has 4 exons. The record is from RefSeq and is a predicted model, not a curated record.